AUGUCUUCCUCCAGACCGGGACUCCGGUUAGCUGCUUGUUUGCUAAACAUUUCAGAAGCCAGAAGGAAAUAUGUUGUUGAGAACAUAGCAAAAGCAGCUCUUCUUGAAGAAAAUGGGCAGAAACAUCAUGAAGUAUCAGUGCUCAAUAUAUUUUCUGAUCCAGACUACAACAGAUCAGUCAUUACAAUAGCAGGAUCUGUUGAUAAAUUGGGCCUGGCGGAGCACCUGGUCCUGCGUGGUCCUGGCUGCAGUGUCUUUCUCUUCGGUGAAGCUGACCUGCCUGAGAAGCGCAGUCUUGUCCAGCGAAGGAAGCAGCUGGGCUGGUUCACAAGGAGGAAGCUCAGUACUCUGAAACCUGACCUAGGCUCCACACCUGCACCAAGGUGUGGUUUAACAGGUUCGGUAUCACGUAGAGGUGUUGGCGCUAGCCCUUACGUGAUGAAUUGCAACGUCACCAUAGAGUCUCAAGACUUGAUUGCAGGAAAAGACAUUGCUAGUGCCAUCCGGGGCUCCAGUGCAACUGGACUGAAGGGUGUCCAGGCAAUGGCUUUUCCCCAUGAUGGGAACAUUGAAAUUGCUUGCAACGUAGAGAGUUUUGAAGACCAAGAAGGUGGAGAAACCUCAGAAGACUCUCAAUAUCUGGUUUACAGUAUCCUUGGGAACCAUUUCUCGUAUAUAUCUCCUCAUUAUAUAGAAGCUCAAAUACAAAAAUUGGCAAGUGAUCGGGGAAUUGGUACUAUAGGAAGAGCAAUCAUUGGAUUUACACCCCAAGAGUGCAAAAACUGUGCUGAAUAUGCCCUAAGGGAAAGUAUUGGGGAAUUCUGGAAGAAACGGGAAGGUGUUUUCAUGUAA
This is a messenger RNA of Chrysochloris asiatica (Cape golden mole), 852 nucleotides long. RefSeq lists its product as uncharacterized. The record is from RefSeq and is a predicted model, not a curated record. The transcript has 5 exons. NCBI's taxonomy places the organism in Eukaryota, Metazoa, Chordata, Mammalia, Afrosoricida, Chrysochloridae. The coding region runs from base 1 to 852 and encodes 283 amino acids. Gene Ontology annotation, molecular function: folic acid binding; transferase activity.